CUAUUCCAAUUCUUCUACACAUAUUCCAAGCAACCACACACUAUCCAUCAUGUUUUCCCCCGUAUCUACUCCCAAUUCCCUCCGCCUCCGACCACCGCCGCGACAAGCACUUCACUCCACCACCGGCACUCUACAGUCUCCAACUUCUCCUAGCAUCCGAUCACCUCGCACUCCACCUCCAUCCGCCACCCUUUACGCCACCGCCGAGACCCUCUACGUUGCAACCUCUCCGUCGGCUGUCAUUUCUCCUCCGUCGCUAUACGAAAUUCUGGGCAUCUCCAUGGGAGCCACCGAAAGUGAAAUCAAAACAGCGUACAGGCGGCUAGCGCGGACUUCACAUCCAGAUGUGAAGGACUCGUCUGGAGAGGAGUUCAUGAAGAUCAACGCCGCCUACUCCACCCUCUCAGAUCCCGAUAAACGGGCAGAUUAUGAUCGGAGAUUGUUCCGAACGCAGCGAUCCCGAUCAUUCUCGAGUGUUACUCCGGCGGCUUCGUACUAUGGAUUUAAUGGUUAUAGUGGCCGGAAUUGGGAAACAGAUCAGUGCUGGUAGUGUUGAUCAUCAAUUUACACCAUUGAUUGAUCCCAUGAACGGAUGUAUAUAAUAUAUUUACUUAAUCAACGAUUAGAGUGUACUAAUUAAUCGAUUAAUCUGUAGGAUAUAUAAUAUAUUAGUAGAUAUUAUCAA
This is a messenger RNA of Lactuca sativa (garden lettuce), 685 nucleotides long. RefSeq names its product chaperone protein dnaJ 11, chloroplastic. The record is from RefSeq and is a predicted model, not a curated record. NCBI's taxonomy places the organism in Eukaryota, Viridiplantae, Streptophyta, Magnoliopsida, Asterales, Asteraceae.